This is a messenger RNA of Eruca vesicaria subsp. sativa (arugula), 243 nucleotides long. Lineage: Eukaryota; Viridiplantae; Streptophyta; Magnoliopsida; Brassicales; Brassicaceae. The record is from the annotation of a GenBank genome assembly.
AUGCCAUCAAGUCAGUCUACAGAAUAUAUGCUAAUGGGAAUCUUCAGUACACGUCUCAACACAGUUACAGAUGAGUCAUUUGGUGUGGUGGUUUCAGAAAUACAAGGAAUGGACUCGGUGACACGGGUAUCAAGGUUGAAAAAGCGUAUAUGUUUGGUUGAGAAGGAGAGCGGUUUACAGAGUAGUGACUGCAUAUGGGUAGUAGCAUUGUGUGCAUCAGUGGACACUCUGGACAGGGUCUAG